Molecule: messenger RNA, 671 nt
Organism: Artibeus jamaicensis (Jamaican fruit-eating bat)
Lineage: Eukaryota; Metazoa; Chordata; Mammalia; Chiroptera; Phyllostomidae
Product: cytochrome c oxidase assembly factor 6 homolog
Exons: 3
Coding region: 228-467 (79 amino acids)
Biological process (GO): respiratory chain complex IV assembly
Cellular component (GO): mitochondrion; respiratory chain complex IV
Source: RefSeq, a predicted model, not a curated record
GGCCGGAAGUCCCGCCCCCGGACAUUGUACAGCCGCGCGUGAGGGUCCGAGUGAGGGCCCUGGUGUGUCCCCUGUUGGGAAUUUUGCGCCGCCUGAGCCGCAACCUGCGGUCGGCGCCAAGACUUGGAGCUGCGUUCUCCCCAAGGUGCUAAGCGGUGCGGCCCCUGCUCCCGGUCGGUGCCGAAGAGGACCGGUUCUGGGCGGGCGGGAAGCUCCAGCCCGCCGGGAUGGCAGCCCCGUCCAUGAAGGAGAGGCAGGUCUGCUGGGGAGCCCGGGAUGAGUAUUGGAAGUGUUUGGAUGAGAACGAGGGCGACGCUUCCCAGUGCAAGAAGCUAAGACGCUCCUUUGAAUCAAGUUGCCCCCAGCAGUGGAUAAAAUAUUUUGAUAAAAGAAGAGACUACUUAAAAUUUAAAGAAAAAUUUGAAGCAGGACAAUUCCAGCCUUCAAAAUCAACCGCAGACUCAUAGGCUAUUCCUGGCCUUUUCAGAGAGGGAGAAGCUGUUCUUUCCAGACACUGGAAAUCGCUCCUUUGGGUGUGGGAUGGCCGUGGUUGGAAUCACGGUGAACAUCAGCACUAACCGCAUCUGUGUACACAACUUAACAAUUAAAAUGAUUGCAUGACAGGAGAUAAACUAUGAAGAAUUGGAAUAAAAUGGUAUGAAAUACGCUUA